Molecule: messenger RNA, 661 nt
Organism: Empidonax traillii (willow flycatcher)
Lineage: Eukaryota; Metazoa; Chordata; Aves; Passeriformes; Tyrannidae
Product: single-stranded DNA-binding protein 3-like
Exons: 9
Coding region: 1-573 (190 amino acids)
Biological process (GO): positive regulation of transcription by RNA polymerase II
Cellular component (GO): nucleus
Source: RefSeq, a predicted model, not a curated record
AUGGGGACAGUGCCAGGGACAGUGCCAGGCCCCGCUGACCCCCCCCUCUCCCGGCAGACCUACGGCAGUGGGAUGCGCCCCCCCCCCAGCUCACUGGCUGGUCCUGGCAUGCCUGCCAUGAACAUGGGUCCCGGUGGCCGCGGGCCCUGGCCCAACCCCAACGCCAACUCUAUCGCCUACUCCUCCUCAUCCCCUGGGAACUACGUGGGCCCCCCCGGGGGCGGUGGCCCCCCCGGUACCCCCAUCCUGCCCAGCCCCGGAGACUCCACCAACUCCAGUGAGAACAUGUACACCAUGAUGAACCCCAUCGGACCCGCGGGCAACCGGCCGAACUUCCCGAUGGGGCCCGGCCCCGAGGGGCCCAUGGGCGGGAUGAGCGCGAUGGAGCCGCAUCACAUGAACGGAUCCCUAGGCUCCGGGGACAUGGAUGGGCUGCCAAAGAGCUCCCCCAGUAACCUGGGGGCCCUGAGCAACCCCCCCGGGACCCCUCGGGACGACGCCGAGCUGAGCAGCAAUUUCCUAAAUCCCUUCCAAAGCGACAGCUACUCGCCCAGCAUGACAAUGAGCGUGUGAGCCCCCGCGCCGAGCCCGCCGACAGCCAGACCGCCCUCACCCAUCACCGAAAAAAAAACCCCACAAAAAAACCCAAAACAAAACAAAA